GCGGCUCCCAGCUGAUCGCUGUGGCCGAGGAGGAAGCAGCAGCAGCAGCGGGCGGCGUGAGGAGCGCGAGAGUCUCGCUUGGAGGCCGUCGCUGUGGGCUAAAGGCGGUACUCUCGAUGGUGAUUCAUGUGGUGAUCCAUCUACAGAUACCCCACCGAACUCGGCGCUGUCGCUGCAGAGAGGAAGCAGCAGCACUGCACGGCACGCGGAGCCCCUCCACGUGUCACCAAUCUUGCGACUCUCCCCUCUGAUGAUGAUGGCUGCCAUGCUGACAACGACGACGACGAUGGUAUUGCCGCUGCUGCUGUGCGCGCUCUCCGCGUGUGCUCUGCCCGCCGGAGCCGCUGCCCUGCCCCUCCCUGGCUCCUCUGUUCAGCUGCAGGUGCGCUACUUUGACCAGAUUCUCGACCACUUCAACUUCAACUCCCAAGGGGACAAGACCUACAAGCAACGCUACCUCGUGUCAGACCAGUACUGGGAGAAGGGCGUCGGACCGAUUUUCUUCUACACGGGCAAUGAGGGAGACAUUUGGGCGUUCGCCAAUAACACCGGCUUCAUGAUCGAGCUGGCGCCGGAGUUUAAAGCCCUCAUCGUGUUCGCGGAGCAUCGGUACUAUGGCGAGAGCCUCCCUUUCGGGAAGGAUUCCUUCCGACUGGACACCAUUGGCCUGCUGACCAUCGAGCAGGCGCUGGCGGACUUCGCCGUGCUGCUUGACAGCAUCAAGCAGAACUUUGGGGCCCAGAAGUCCAAGGUGGUGUCGUUCGGAGGAAGCUAUGGAGGAAUGCUGAGCGCCUACUUCCGCAUGCACUACCCCCAUCUGGUGGAUGCUGCCCUGGCUGCCAGUGCCCCCAUCCCCUUCGUGUCUGGACAGGGAGACCCCCUGCAAUUCUUCCGGGAUGUCACGGCUGACUUUGAGAAGUACAAUCCUAAAUGCCCGGACAUAGUGAGGGCUGGUUUCAUUGAACUCAAGAAACUUGCCGACAAGCAAGAGUGGGCUCAGAUAGCGCAGCGGAUGCGCCUGUGCCAGGCUCCCGGCUCUGCUGCGGACGUGCGGCACAUGUACGGCUGGGCGCGGAACACCUUCACCUACCUGGCCAUGCUGGACUACCCCUACGCAGCCUCCUUCAUGGGCUCGCUGCCCGCUAACCCGGUCAACGUGGCCUGUGACCUGCUGCUCAACAGCAAAGAUCCUCUGGACGGUCUGACGCAAGCUGUCGCUCUUUUCUACAACACCAGUGGAACGGCAAAGUGUCUUGAUCCAGCAGCCGAGUUCAUCGAGUGCGCAGACCCCACUGGGUGUGGAUUAGGCCCCGACAGCCUGGCCUGGGACUACCAGGCGUGCACGGAGAUCAACCUGCUGUGCUCCACCAACAACGUGAGCGACAUGUUCCCUGCCCUACCCUACACGGCAGCCGCGCGGCGCGAAUACUGCGCCAAGCGCUGGGGCGUGGUGCCACGCGAGACCUGGCUCGCCACGCAGUACUGGGGCAAGGACGUGAACUCCUCAAGCCAGAUCAUCUUCUCCAACGGAAACUUGGAUCCGUGGGGAAACGGAGGGUUCCAGCACGACGUGGGCGGCAACGUCGCUGUGAAGGUCAUAGGAGGCGCCCACCACCUAGACCUGAGGUACUCGAACCCAGCUGACCCGGAGUCUGUUGUCACUGCCCGCAAGCUGGAGUCCGGUCUGCUGCACAUCUGGCUCACUGUUUAAACCGCGAGGGUCACUGCCGCACACGCGCGCACACACACACACGCACACACACGCGCACGCCGCACACACGCGCACGCCGCACACACGCACACGCACACACACACACACACGCGCACACGCACGCCGCGCACACACACACGCUCAUGCUCAGCCUGCCAGUCGCACGGCAAUAUUCCACGGGUCUCGUUGCUCGGUCAAGCGAUCGGGCGGUGAGCAUUUAUGUUGGCGGUUCGUGGAACCAGCCAUGGAAAUUCCACACACCUAUGGUGGGCGUCGGUUUAUCAACAGGUUGGCCAAAUGCCAAGAUUACACAGUGGUACUGCUCAUUUCAUUAUCCACCCUGCAAGGAUAAUAAUUAGCACGAUUCCCUCCACAACUGGGUAUCUCAACCCCCGUGGCCUUUUCCGACUGAGAAUCCAAGUGCUGUGAGUAGCCACAAUCAAACCAGUGUCCGCAAAUAAUCUUUCCCCCACACCUCCGAUUAGCACGGCUGGCUACGUAUAGUUCGAAAGAAGUUCAACACACGUACACAGAAGUCUCAAUCUGUAUAGAACCUCCAUUUACAUUAUUCAGGAUUCCCCACAGAUAAGUGGGGGUCAAUUUACCACUUGGCUCGGUGUAGCGUAAUGUCGACGGUUGUCUUCCUAUUUUCCUGCAAAAAUCGUGGACAAGCCGGCUUGAAGAUCACAGCCAAACAUGGGAAGAGUCACGGAUUGGCCACAUCCAGAAGUUCUCAGGGAGCUGCAGGCGAGAGGAGUCUCCCUGUUGGUUCACAGGCGCAUAAAAAAUAAACUUGACAGUAAACAUCCAGGAUGCCUGAGUUGUUAUCAAGUAUCGCUGGAAUAAGCAGAUGUGGUCUGGUGGAUUCCCAUAUUCACCACCAGGUUACAAAUCCGAGGUCCGUGGUCAGUCCUUUCACCCCACCACCACCACUCUCCGUGGUUGAUCAAAUAAUAUCCACUUGCGAGCAAGUUCUGUGGAGAGACCGGUGCCCUUCAUGGGAAUGUGGAACCGCCACCGGUAGUACAGGGUCACCAGAGAUGAGCAUCACCAAUUGGGUCCGUGUAUCACAUCCUGCACAAUGCAUCAGCCUCAAUGGGAAUGACAUUAAUUCCAUCCUGGAGUCUUAAACGGGCUGAAUUGAAGAAAUUAACAUUUGUAUCAAAAGUAUUAAUUAUUUUAGAUUAUUACAAACACAAUAGGGAAAAGAUCGUGUUAGAUAUGCCACUUUUAUUCAGCUAGGGGUGGUACAAUGGCUUGGAGCACUCCACUUACAACCUGAAGGUGUUUAACUUUCAAAUACCAGCUGCUGUUUGAAUAGAAGAGUUAAUCUACAAAUCAUCCUUGUGGGAUACUAACAGUGGCCCUUCUUUGGGAACUGCCACCAAAGGAAGGUUGGAAUUUCCACCACUGGCUCCAGGGAUACUUCAUUUUAGUAGCAAGAAGCUUCGAUUUUGUGAAAAAACGAAUUCAAUACCAUAGUCUAUAACAUUUGCCCAAAAUUGUAUAACAUGUCAUUUGGUUCACGAUACAAGCAUUUAAGCUUGUGUUGACAAUGCAGUUACGUACACGCAAUGCACAUUUUUACACAUUUGUAAUUCGUGAAGGAGUUACAUUUUAGUGACACGUAACAAACGAGACGGACAAUGCAACAGCAGGAAUAAGAACAAAUCCCCGAAGUCAAAUUGUGCCAUGGAAUCCUGGCGAUUGAAUCUGUACCAUGCCGGAACCAAAUAGAUGUUUGUCCACUUGCUGAAAUGAAUACAUUUCUUUGAAUUGGGGAGGCACUUGAUAAAAAACAAAAAAUUAAAUAAAGGAUGUAUUUUGAAAAAAAAAUGGUUUCUGCACGGUUGCUGAAGUCGCUUCGUCGGUCGAGGGCCUCUGUAAGUGGCAAAGCUGCUGGGAUGCACGAGAUUUGCCCAGAGUUGUUGAAAGCGCUGGACAGUGUAGGAGUGUCACUUGCAUGGAAGGCGAGUACGUACAUCUGGAUUGGCAAACUGGGGUCGUGGUUCCCAUAUUUUUUUAAAAAGGGGACCAGAGGGUGUGUUCCAGCUACAGAAGAACCACGCUCAGCAUCCCAGGUAAAGCUUGUGCCAGAGUGCUGGGCAGGAGGCUCC
This is a messenger RNA of Lethenteron reissneri (Far Eastern brook lamprey), 3828 nucleotides long. It is a transcript of the gene DPP7, whose product is annotated as dipeptidyl peptidase 7. Gene Ontology annotation, cellular component: vesicle. Gene Ontology annotation, biological process: proteolysis. The record is from RefSeq and is a predicted model, not a curated record. Lineage: Eukaryota; Metazoa; Chordata; Hyperoartia; Petromyzontiformes; Petromyzontidae. Gene Ontology annotation, molecular function: dipeptidyl-peptidase activity; serine-type exopeptidase activity.